ACAAAGAUAUGAGGAUCUUCACAAAGCUCUCUGCACCACUCUGCCUCCUUUUUGUCUUCCUCUGUCUUAAAAUUGCCUUCUCAUCCUCUAUACAUGCUUCUUCCUUCUCAACAACGCAUCUCUGCUCUCAUGAGGAGGCUCUUGCUUUGCUGCAAUUCAAGACAUCCUUCUCCGUCGAUGAUACUGCUUCUAAGAUUGAGUCAUGGAGGGAAGGUAUAGACUGUUGUUCCUGGGAUGGGGUUAGCUGUGAUAAUGUCACAGGCCAUGUAAUUGCCCUUAAUCUCAGCUGCAGUUUCCUUUAUGGCACCUUUCCUUCCAACAGCACUCUUUUCUUCCUCAGAAACCUGCAGAGCCUCAAUCUUGCCUUCAAUAAUUUUAAGCUUUCCAAGAUUCCAUCGGAAAUCAGUCAGUUUACUAGACUAAAGCAUCUUGAUGUCUCUUCUUUUGGAUUUUCGGGCCAAGUUCAGGGAGAAAUUGCUCACCUCCCUAAGUUAGUUUCUCUCAAUCUCUCUUAUUCUGACUUGAUCCUUGAAACAGCUACCUUCAGAAAUCUUGUUCAUAACUUGAGUGAGGUGAGAGAACUUGUGCUUAGUGGAGUGAACAUGACAUCUGUUAAUCCUCGUUUCUUCAUUGACUACUCUUGUUCUUUGGGGGAGUGCGUUAAGAGGAAACUUUCCAAACAUCCUCUCCAACAGUUGUAUAUACUUGAUGCGGAUUACGGAAGGCGAUUGCCAGAGUCUAUAGGAGAUCUAAAGUCAUUACAGUCUCUGAGUCUUAGCUGCAACUUGGAAGGUUCCAUUCCAGCUUCCAUGGGGAACUUAUCUCAACUAACUGACCUAGAACUCUAUUCUAGCAAUCUUAGCGGACAAAUCCCACCAUCACUUGCAAACCUCACCCAACUUACCUCUCUUUACCUUUCCAAUAAUCAGUUUUCUGGUCCCAUUCCAGCUUCCAUAGGUAACUUAAGGCAACUUACUAGCUUAAACCUUUAUUCUAACAAUCUUAGCGGACAAAUCCCAUCAUCACUUGCAAACCUCACCCAACUUACCUCUCUUUACCUUUCCAAUAAUCAGUUUUCUGGUCCCAUUCCAUCUUCCAUAGGUAACUUAAGGCAACUUACUAGCUUAAACCUCUAUUCUAACAAUCUUAGCGGACAAAUCUCAUCAUCACUUGCAAACCUCACCCAACUUCCCUCUCUUGACCUUUUCAAUAAUCAGUUUUCUGGUCCCAUUCCAACUUUCCAAGGUAACUUAUCUCAACUAACUGACCUAGACCUCUCUUCUAACAAUUUUAACAGACAAAUCCCAUCAUCACUUGCAAACCUCACCCAACUUACCUCUCUUGACCUUUCUUAUAACUUACUUAAUGGCUCAAUUCCUAACUCAUUUGCUAAUUUAGUAAAUCUUAGUUAUCUCAAUUUAUCAUCAAAUCAUUUUAGUGAUUUAGUAGUACCUGACAUGUUCUCGCUGCUUCAAAAUCUAGAAAUUCUUGACCUUUCUCAUAACAACUUAAUCGGGAAGAUUCCAAAUUGUCUUCCUAAGUCUCUUUCAGUGUUGAAUUUGCAGGCCAAUUACUUUGAUGGAAAUAUAGCAUUUGAGUUUCUAGAGGGCUGUGGAUUACGAAAUCUCAACUUACAUGGAAAUCAAAUGGACGGCUUAUUACCAAGGUCUUUGGUGAAUUGUCGCAUGUUAGAGGUUCUAGACGUUGGCAACAACAACAUAAGUGAUACAUUCCCUCAUUGGUUGGAAUCUCUACCAGACCUUCAAGUGCUCGUCUUAAGGUCCAACAAGUUCCACGGUUUUGUGCAGAGCACCAAAGAAAGUCCAUCUUUUCCCAAGUUGCGAGUUCUGGACCUCUCCAGCAAUUAUUUUGUUGGUGCUUUGCCUGUUCGGUACAUUGAAAAUUUUAAUGCGAUGAUGGACCCUCAUGGAGAGGAUGGUGGUUCCUCUGAAUACAUGAUGGUGUCGACGAGAACCAAUUCUUAUCAAUAUUCACUAGUUGUGACAUGGAAGGGAUUCGAGUAUGAGCUGCAGGGAAUCUUGACCGUAUUCAGUAGUAUUCAUCUCUCAAAUAACAUGUUUGAGGGAGAAAUUCCAGAUGUUAUUGGAAAUCUUAGUUCUCUCAAAGGGCUUAAUCUUUCUCAUAACAACCUUACUGGUCAUCUCCCACCGUCACUAGGGAAUUUGACGAAUCUGGAAUGGUUGGAUCUCUCUUCCAACGCGCUGACGGGGAACAUUCCUGAUGCGUUGUUCAACACCUUUGGAAAUGAUUCUUAUGAAGGAAACCUUGGACUGUGUGGAAUCCCAUUGUCAAAAUAUUGUGAUGAAAUUGAGACACCGCCGAGCUCCUUCCAAGAAAAAGAUGAGUUGUGGAGAUUUGGGUGGAGAGUUGUGGUGUUAGGCUAUGGAUGUGGAGUUGUUUUUGGACUGCUGAUGGGAUAUCUUGUCUUCGGAACAGGAAAACCAAAAUGGUUUGUGUCUUUGUUUGAUGGCCGACCAAGUCAAAGUGGAACGAAGAUGAGGAAAGCUAGAAGACUUGUUCAAAGAAGAAGCUAGUUGCAGAGUUGAUGUUUUAGAGCUUCUGAUUUAAUGUUUCCUGAAUAAGUGCUUUUUGGGUUUGAAGUUCUUGUUAAUGAUUUAAAGUUUCUCUCCCUGCUGUUUGGACACCAUUGCGUCACCUUAUAUUCACUUUCUUCCAUGUUGAUCUUCAAAUGAAAUUAGAAGCUCCAAAACCAGUAGUAAUUGGAUAUGCAGCACUUCCAUUAUCCACCCAUGCACAAUAGUAACCUUAGAAGAUGUGGUUGAGGAGAUUGUUGAAGAAAUCUUUGAUGAAAAUGAUUCAAAGGAGGAGAUCUAGAAGAAAAUUGGCUAUAUUGUAAUGAGAGCAGAGGGAGUAUAUGAUGUUGAGGCCAAUUCAUCUAUUUAUUUGCCAUAUGAGGACUUGAAUACCAAAAUGCCAGAGCACGAUGAAGAUGGAUCCAAUCAUCAAGAUGUGAAGGCAUCAAAUAUAUAGACUUGAGGUAGGGUAAAAGCACUGAAUGGAUUUCAGUGAAAAAAAACUAGGAAAGAAAAAGCAUGUAGCGAGCAAUCAUGUAGUCUCUUCCAUGUGUAACUUUCUGAAAUGAAUGCUAUUAUGAGGUCAUGCAUUUGUUCAUGGAGGAAUCUGCUUUUAUAUUGCUCAUCCUAUGGGAUGCUUCAUUUGGUGGCUCAGUUUGGUAUUAGUUGCAAAUGCCUGAAAGGUUAGUGUUGUUCGUUUUGAGCAGAUAAACAAUGGGGAAGCAAUGUCAGAGGCCAAAGAAGUAACUCAAUUGAUUCCUAAAAUCAUGAUGAGGAAGGGGAACUGUGACAAAUUGGAUAACAUUACCUAUGCUGAGAAUGCAUUUCAGAAGAGAGAAGAGAAUCACCUUUCUAAUCGCUAUGUAGUUGCUGAAGAUACAUAAGAUAAUGGAAAUUAGCUACAUUGCAUAUUAUGUUUUCUUUUUCUUUAGCUCCUUUUUUUCCUUUCCCAUAUUCUUACCGCACCAUGAAGAAGAAAUGGAAGCAAACCACAGGAUUACUAGAUAGACUAACAUUGUAAGAGAUGGAAGUAUCAACAUCUGAAAUAUCAGCAUGACUAGCUUCUCUUUUGAGUGUACACUGAAGAGGCAGCUUUGACUGAAGCAUGAGUACAGGGUG
Rubroshorea leprosula is the source of this 3674-nucleotide messenger RNA. Lineage: Eukaryota; Viridiplantae; Streptophyta; Magnoliopsida; Malvales; Dipterocarpaceae. The record is from the annotation of a GenBank genome assembly.